Molecule: messenger RNA, 501 nt
Organism: Chlorella variabilis
Lineage: Eukaryota; Viridiplantae; Chlorophyta; Trebouxiophyceae; Chlorellales; Chlorellaceae
Exons: 6
Biological process (GO): protein folding; protein peptidyl-prolyl isomerization
Molecular function (GO): peptidyl-prolyl cis-trans isomerase activity
Source: RefSeq, a predicted model, not a curated record
AACCCCGUUGUCUUCUUCGAUAUCUCGCUGGGCAGAUAUGGGGACAGCACUCCCCUGGGCCGCAUCGAAAUCGAGCUGAAGCAGGACGUCUGCCCCAAGACGGCCGAGAACUUCUUGCAGCUCGCACAAGCCGAGCCGGGGUCUGGCUACAAGGGCAGCCGCUUCCAUCGCAUCAUUCCAUCGUUCAUGGCGCAAGGUGGUGACUUCACCGCUGACAACGGCACUGGUGGGCGCUCCAUCUACGGCAGCCGCUUCCCAGAUGAGAACUUUCAGCUGAAGCAUCUUGGCGAAGGCGUGCUAAGCAUGGCAAACGCGGGCCCAAACACAAACGGGAGCCAGUUCUUCCUCUGCACCGCCAGCACCCCCUGGCUGGACCAGAAACAUGUUGUGUUUGGGCAGGUGUUAAAGGGCUACAACGUGGUCAAGGCCAUGGAGGCGUGCGGGUCGCGCAGCGGGGAGACCGCCCACGACGUAAUGGUCUCGAACAGUGGUGUGGUCUCU